AUGGAGAGUUGUUUAGACUCUCCGACUUCAGAAUCUCCGCCUGAUCCUGAACAAGAGGCAUUUGACUCAGCCAAAAACGACCCGACCGAAGACCAGCCCGCACUGUUUCGAAUGUCCAUUCCUAACGAAUCGUCGGAAACCACCGGAAACCCGCUUCUCCCAAUAGACAUCCCGUUCCCCCCAUUCGAGCCGACCUUCUCGACUCAAGAGCCAGGGCGCCAACAUGCCGAGCGAUGGCCUCUUCAACACUGGCAACCCUCAGCACAGCGCCAGCAACAAAAACUGUCAAUUGGACGACAAGAUCAGGUAGAAUCACUGCAAAGUCCAGUACAGCCUCAAGCGGCACUACUGGAAUACUCGCCGAGGUCGGAGGAACCACAGCAAGUGGACCCAGCUCCG
Molecule: messenger RNA, 399 nt
Organism: Protopolystoma xenopodis
Lineage: Eukaryota; Metazoa; Platyhelminthes; Monogenea; Polystomatidea; Polystomatidae
Source: the annotation of a GenBank genome assembly